AAAAUCCACUAUCAGUAAAUUAUUAUUGUGCACUAAAUUGAUUCAUGUGUUACAGAUCGUGGUGUGGUGGAUGAAUGGCUGAAAAUUGGGGAUAAGGAUUCUUUUCAAAUGGCUAGACGGCUGAUACGAGAAGAAGGUUUGUUUCGUGGAGGAAGCAGUGGAUCAGCCUUAUGUGCUGCAUUAAAGAUUGCAAAGUCACUAGAUGCCAACAAGAGAGUGGUUGUUAUCCUGCCAGACAACGUGCGUAACUACAUGACCAAGUUUUUUGUCUGAAUGAUUGGAUGCGAGAACGGAACUUUCUUGAAUAAUUAUAGAUACUUAAAUGACAUUGUUUGUAAUUUUUAUAAAAACUCCUAAAUGAAAUGAUUUAUCAAUUUA
Homalodisca vitripennis (glassy-winged sharpshooter) is the source of this 378-nucleotide messenger RNA. Its product is annotated as cystathionine beta-synthase-like. The record is from RefSeq and is a predicted model, not a curated record. Lineage: Eukaryota; Metazoa; Arthropoda; Insecta; Hemiptera; Cicadellidae. Gene Ontology annotation, molecular function: cystathionine beta-synthase activity; cysteine synthase activity. The coding region runs from base 109 to 273 and encodes 54 amino acids. Gene Ontology annotation, cellular component: cytoplasm. The transcript is spliced from 2 exons.